AUGUCUAAGAAAAUUAAUAAUAAUGAAUUGAUAGUGGCAAAUCUGGUCUAUACAAUACGAGAAGAAUAUUUAAAAGCAGCGCUAAAUCAAGAUUUUGGCUACGUCGACAAGCAUCAAAUGGGUGACUUUGCUGCAAAAAUGAGCAGUGAUAUUAUAAAGUUGGAAGAUGGUAUCGGAGAAAAAUUAGCAACAAGUGUCUUCUAUAUAACAGUCAGCGUUAGUUCUAUCGUCACAGCCCUCGCGCUAGGUUGGAAACUAGCCUUAUUGUGUCUGAUAUCAUUUCCUGUAACGUUUGGACUACUUGGAUUGGCAGGAUGGUUAAGUUCUAGACUCUCCACAAAAGAAGCCGAUGCAUCAGGUAAAGCAGGGGCAGUAGCUGACGAAGUUAUUUCAUCAAUUCGUACAGUAUAUGCGUUUAAUGGACAGCAAAAAGAAAUAGAAAGAUACGGAAAUCAUUUAAGAGACAUACGAAAAAUAAAUAUUAAAAAAGGCUUUUACAAUGGCUUAUCGAUGGGAAUACUAUACUUCUGUAUAUUUGGUUCCUAUGCUCUUUCCUUUUGGUUUGGAUACAAACUUACAAUAGAUGAACCAGAAAUAUAUAAUGUGGCCACCAUGCUUGCUGUGUUCGUGAAUGUCAUGACGGGGUCGGAAAAUUUCGGUAUGCUAUCGAGCCUUGUCGAGGUGUUCGGGGUUGCCUGCGGUGCUGGAGCACAGAUAUUUAAGUUGAUCGACAAUGUGCCUACCAUCAACCCGUUAUUGAACCAGGGUGAUGUUCCUAAAAAUAUCGAUGGAAAUAUUGAGUUGAAAAAUGUUAUAUUUCACUAUCCUUCAAAACCUGACAUGCCAGUUUUAAAAGGAAUAAGCCUGAGAGUAAAACGCGGGCAGUCAGUGGCGCUGGUAGGACACUCGGGAUGUGGCAAGUCAACUAUCAUACAACUAAUAUCACGGUAUUACGAUGUUGUAUCUGGAAAUGUUUGCGUGGACGAUAAUGAUGUCCGCGAGUUAUCAGUGCGGUGGUUGCGUGAUCAGAUCGGUGUCGUGGGACAAGAGCCUGUGCUGUUCAACACUACCAUCAGAGAGAACAUCCGCUAUGGUCGAGAAGACGCUAACGACACUGAGAUCGAAGUCUGCGCCAAACAAGCCAAUGCGCAUAAAUUCAUUAUGAAAUUACCUGCGGGUUAUAACACGUUGGUGGGUGAGAGAGGCGCAUCUUUGUCAGGUGGUCAAAAGCAAAGAAUUGCUAUAGCUCGAGCAUUAAUACGCAAUCCACAUAUUCUACUUCUUGAUGAAGCUACCAGCGCGCUAGAUACAGCAUCUGAAUUGAAAGUGCAGAAAGCUUUGGAUAAGGCUCAAAAAGGUCGUACAACAAUAAUAGUAGCACAUAGACUGUCAACUAUAAGGAAUGUCGAUAUGAUAUACGUAUUUAAAAGCGGAGAAAUAAUUGAAUCUGGAAACCACGAUGAAUUAAUGAAGCAAAAAGGUCACUAUUAUGAUAUGGUCACGAUACAAGCACCUCCUGAAACUGAAGAAAUCUCAGAAAAACCAAACUACAUUCGUGAGCUGUCCGUAAUGAGCGAAAAGGGUGAAGAUGAGGACAUGCAAUCAAAAUCAAUGGAAAGUAAUCAGAUCGAAGAAAUUAUUCAAGAUGUGUCCUUUUUCGAGGUUGUCAAACUUAAUUCGCCGGAAUGGAAACCUAUUAGCAUUGCUAGCACUUGUUCUUUACUAAGUGGCUUCGCUAUGCCUGUUAUCGGUGUUGUAUUUGGAGAUUUUAUAGGGGUCUUCUCGAAUUCCGAUAAGGAUGAAGUGCUAUCCGAAAUCCACAGAUUUAUAAUUAUAUUUAUGAUCGUGGGUGUCCUUUCUGGAAUUACGAACUUCAUUACGGUAUACUUUUAUGGCGUAGCUGGGGAAUAUUUGACUGAGAGGUUACGAAAACUUAUGUUUGAGAAACUUCUACGACAAGAGAUCGCUUACUACGAUGACAAGAAUAAUUCCACAGGUGCCCUUUGUGCGAGAUUAGCUGGCGAAGCUGCAGCAGUGCAGGGGGCUACGGGACAAAGGAUUGGUACAGUUUUGCAGGCAAUAGGAAGCUUAAUUCUAGCUUUAAUUCUUUCAUUGUAUUAUGAGUGGAGAGUGGGCUUAGUUGCAUGCGCUUUUGUACCUCUGAUGGCGUGUAUUGUUUAUAAAGAAGGAAGAAUGAUGAACGCUGAAUCUUUUGGAAAUGCUAAAAUCAUGGAAUCAAGUUCUAAGUUGGCUGUUGAAGCGGUAUCAAAUCUACGUACGGUUGCAUCCCUUGGCAAGGAGAACAUGUUCCUGAACAAAUAUUCUCUACUGCUACGUCCGGGUCUUAUACUCGCAAAACGGACAGCGCACUGGAGAGGAAUCGUCUUCGGCCUGUCUCGGGGCUUAUUCAACUUCAUCUAUGCAGCAGCCUUAUACUAUGGUGGAAUGCUCAUAAUAAAUGAGCAUAUUGAUUAUCCAACUAUUUUAAAAUCAGCCGACUCACUAUUAAUAGGCGCUGGGACAGCCGCACAAGCUUUUGCCUUUGCCCCGAAUUUUCAUAAAGGAAUUAAAGCUGCAGGUCGUGUAGUAGUCAUGCUCAGUUUGAAAUCUAAAAUAACCGAUCCGGCAGAACCCGUAAAAAGAUUUAAAGAAAAUGGCUCAGCAAGCCUUCAAGAAGUAUAUUUCAAAUACCCAACUCGCCCGAAUGUGGAAGUACUUAAAAACAUGGACCUCAAAAUAGAACAGGGUCAAACUAUAGCGUUGGUGGGGGCGAGUGGAUGCGGUAAGAGCACAGUCAUACAACUCCUCCAGAGGUACUACGAUCCAGAUUCAGGAAUUGUGACUCAUGAUGAUAUUCCUAUUCAAAGUCUUAGUUUAGCAGAUGCAAGAAAAACGAUAGGAAUCGUCCAACAAGAACCAAUACUCUUCGACCGUACUAUUGGUGAAAAUAUUGCAUAUGGAGACAACUCGCGUCAACCAACUAUGGAUGAAAUUAUUGAAGCCGCUAAACAAGCAAAUAUACACAACUUCAUUAUAUCAUUGCCUUUAGGUUAUAACACCAACAUCGGCUCGAAAGGUGCUCAGUUAUCUGGUGGACAAAAACAGCGCGUAGCUAUAGCCAGGGCAUUAAUAAGACGUCCAAAAAUAUUGCUACUAGACGAAGCUACCAGUGCCCUUGACACAGAGAGCGAAAAGGUGGUGCAGGAGGCGUUGUCGGCUGCAAGCGCGGGUCGCACGUGCGUGACGAUCGCGCACCGGCUGAGCACGGUCCGGGACGCGGGCCGCAUCUGCGUGAUCAGCGGCGGGCGAAUGCACGAGGCUGGCACGCACUCAGAACUCAUGCAGCUCAAAGGGCUCUACUAUAAUCUUUACAGGACUGGAAAUAGUUAGCACAACGCAAAAUAAACGUAUGUGACAUGAUCAUGGUCUAAUCCAACUCAGCGCGAGCACCAGACCUAUCCACAUCGAACUCUAUAGAGUAAUACAUACUAACUCUAUGGCGCACUUAUAGGUGGUGCUAAUUACAAUCCCAGUAACAAUGUGAAAUCAUUAUUUUCAACAAAAAGUGU
Molecule: messenger RNA, 3569 nt
Organism: Achroia grisella
Lineage: Eukaryota; Metazoa; Arthropoda; Insecta; Lepidoptera; Pyralidae
Product: ATP-dependent translocase ABCB1-like
Exons: 21
Coding region: 1-3390 (1129 amino acids)
Biological process (GO): transmembrane transport
Cellular component (GO): membrane
Molecular function (GO): ATP binding; ABC-type transporter activity; ATP hydrolysis activity
Source: RefSeq, a predicted model, not a curated record